AUUUCUCGACUCACUGCCUCUUCAUUUUUCCUCGUUCGCAGUUUGUAGAUUUGCUAUUUUCUUUCGCUUUGCUUCUGCUGUUGCUUAGAGAUCGCAAAUAUGGCGGAAACCGAGACGUUUGCGUUCCAGGCGGAGAUUAAUCAGCUUUUGAGUCUGAUUAUCAACACGUUUUACAGCAACAAGGAGAUCUUCCUCCGUGAGUUAAUCAGUAAUUCAUCUGAUGCUCUGGACAAGAUCCGUUUUGAAAGCUUGACUGACAAAAGCAAGCUAGAUGCGCAGCCUGAGCUCUUCAUCCAUAUCAUUCCUGACAAAACUAACAACAGCCUGUCAAUUAUUGACAGUGGUAUUGGUAUGACCAAGGCAGAUUUGGUCAACAAUCUCGGUACAAUUGCAAGGUCUGGCACCAAGGAAUUCAUGGAAGCACUUGCUGCUGGUGCUGAUGUGAGCAUGAUUGGGCAGUUUGGUGUUGGUUUCUACUCAGCAUACUUAGUAGCUGAGAAGGUUGUUGUCACAACAAAGCAUAAUGAUGAUGAGCAGUAUGUCUGGGAAUCCCAAGCUGGCGGAUCCUUUACUGUUACAAGGGACACAUCUGGUGAACCUCUUGGUAGAGGCACCAAGAUCACUCUCUUUCUCAAAGAAGACCAGCUUGAGUAUCUUGAGGAGCGCCGUUUGAAGGACUUGGUCAAGAAGCACUCUGAAUUCAUCAGCUACCCUAUCUCUCUCUGGGUUGAGAAGACCACAGAGAAAGAAAUCUCAGAUGAUGAGGACGAGGAGGAGAAGAAGGAUGAAGAAGGGGAGGUUGAGGAGGUUGAUGAAGAGAAGGAGAAAGCUGAGAAGAAGAAGAAGAAGAUCAAGGAAGUCUCUCAUGAAUGGGAUCUGGUAAACAAGCAGAAGCCAAUCUGGAUGAGGAAGCCAGAGGAGAUCACCAAGGAAGAGUAUGCUGCUUUUUACAAGAGCCUCACUAAUGACUGGGAGGAGCAUUUGGCUGUCAAACACUUUUCAGUUGAGGGGCAGCUUGAGUUCAAGGCAAUUCUUUUUGUUCCCAAGAGGGCACCUUUUGACCUCUUUGACACCCGAAAGAAACCAAACAAUAUUAAGCUCUAUGUCCGCCGUGUCUUCAUCAUGGAUAACUGCGAGGAGUUGAUUCCUGAGUAUCUUAGCUUCGUUAAGGGUAUUGUGGAUUCUGAGGACUUGCCCCUCAACAUUUCCCGUGAAAUGUUGCAGCAGAACAAGAUCUUGAAGGUCAUCCGCAAGAAUCUUGUCAAGAAGUGCAUAGAGCUGUUCUUUGAGAUUGCUGAGAACAAGGAAGACUACAACAAAUUUUAUGAGUCUUUCUCGAAGAACCUCAAGCUUGGAAUCCACGAGGAUUCCCAGAACAAGACAAAGAUUGCUGAGUUGCUGAGGUACCACUCAACCAAGAGUGGUGAUGAAAUGACGAGCUUGAAGGACUACGUGACUCGGAUGAAGGAAGGCCAGAAUGACAUCUACUACAUUACCGGUGAGAGCCGCAAGGCUGUGGAGAACUCUCCCUUCCUUGAGAAGCUAAAGAAGAAGGGAUAUGAGGUCCUGUUCAUGGUGGAUGCGAUUGAUGAGUAUGCUGUCGGUCAGUUGAAGGAAUUUGAGGGGAAAAAACUUGUGUCUGCCACAAAGGAAGGUCUGAAGCUGGAUGAGAGCGAGGACGAGAAGAAGAAAAAGGAAGAUCUGAAGCAGCAGUUUGAAGGGCUGUGCAAGGUGAUCAAGGAUGUUCUUGGGGACAAGGUUGAGAAGGUUAUUGUCUCAGACCGUGUGGUCGACUCUCCUUGCUGUCUGGUGACUGGGGAAUACGGAUGGACUGCUAACAUGGAAAGGAUUAUGAAGGCGCAAGCUCUUAGGGACUCGAGCAUGGCUGGGUACAUGUCGAGCAAGAAGACAAUGGAGAUCAACCCUGAGAACCCCAUCAUGGAUGAGCUGAGGAAGAGAGCUGAUGCGGACAAGAAUGACAAGUCUGUGAAGGACUUGGUGCUGCUGCUGUUUGAGACUGCUCUGCUGACUUCCGGAUUCAGUCUGGAUGACCCCAACAUGUUUGGGAAUAGAAUCCACAGGAUGUUGAAAUUGGGGCUGAGCAUCGAUGAGGAUGGCGCCGAUGCUGAUGCUGACAUGCCGGCUUUGGAGGAGACUGAUGGCGAUGCUGAUGCCGAUGGCAGCAAGAUGGAGGAAGUCGACUAAAUUAAUUAUUAUAUAAGAUGGGAUGGCCUUGCCCUGUCUCUAGCUGGUAUUUGUUGCUUCUACCCCCCUUCCCCUCCCUUUUCUCUUCUCUUUUUCUACUUAUGUUUUGUUUUGGUUCUCUUUUAGGAUUUGGAUCUUGCUUUGCUUUGGGUUUUGUUUAUGUCGGAUGAUGGUAGGCUAAUGAGUUUUUAAAUUUUCAUCACUUAUUAUUAUCUCAACUAAUUAAUCGAUCAAUAGAUUUGGUACUUGACCGUGA
This is a messenger RNA of Andrographis paniculata, 2461 nucleotides long. Its product is annotated as heat shock cognate protein 80-like. NCBI's taxonomy places the organism in Eukaryota, Viridiplantae, Streptophyta, Magnoliopsida, Lamiales, Acanthaceae. The coding region runs from base 100 to 2205 and encodes 701 amino acids. Gene Ontology annotation, biological process: cellular response to heat; protein stabilization; protein folding. Gene Ontology annotation, molecular function: ATP-dependent protein folding chaperone; ATP binding; ATP hydrolysis activity. Gene Ontology annotation, cellular component: plasma membrane; cytosol; protein-containing complex. The record is from RefSeq and is a predicted model, not a curated record. The transcript has 3 exons.